Molecule: messenger RNA, 2550 nt
Organism: Phyllopteryx taeniolatus (common seadragon)
Lineage: Eukaryota; Metazoa; Chordata; Actinopteri; Syngnathiformes; Syngnathidae
Product: catenin alpha
Exons: 5
Coding region: 46-2346 (766 amino acids)
Biological process (GO): cell-cell adhesion; cell migration
Cellular component (GO): catenin complex; adherens junction
Molecular function (GO): actin filament binding; beta-catenin binding
Source: RefSeq, a predicted model, not a curated record
AAUGAGGAUCGUGGGCUAAGAAGUUUGGAUUCCUCGGUUCUGGAGAUGAUUGAGACAGACAGAAAAUGUGCGGAGGAGGAGUUAGAUGGAGAAUGUGUGGAAUUGGAGCUGUCUCCUAAAUAUGACGAUGAUUUAGAAAUAAACAAUGUCUUAAAGGGGUCUAAAAUGAUCCAGAUGCCUUUUGAAUUUGAACUUUUACCCCUCCUACAAGAAGUUGUGACCGUGACUAAAGAAAAAGAUGUUGCAGUCCUCAGUCGGUUGUGCACUGGUGUUCUGGAGCUAUCAAACUGCUACUCCCAAGCAACGAGGCAAGCUUUAGCCAUUGUGCUUGAUGUCGACUGUAAGACUUUGGAACGCUUUCGGGCUGAACUGGUGUCACUGGCUCCUCUGCUGGUCCAGACAGCUCAAGAGAUGGCCAUGAGCUCCUUGCUGGGCACGGAGAACGUCUACAGACUAUGUAUACAGUUUUCUGACCUCAUCAACAACAUUCGCAAGGUUCUGCUGCCAGGAAGCGAACCCUGGUUUCACGUCAUUUGCGCCGAGCUGCGGCGAGCUCAGUUGACUAAGGCAGAUUUGAAACACCAGCUUGGUGAAAUGAUGAACUGCUGUGCUGACACUGUGCAACUUCUCACGUCAUCACAUGUGACACCUCAAAGUGACACUCAGGAGACGCUGACUCUUUUGCACAACAAACUGAACAAAGCCCAGAACAACACAAGAUAUCUGAUAGAGUUUAGGGCCUCAUCUGAUGGUCAGAUAGAUCAGCUCGAGGGGCUGUGCAUCCUUUGGGGUCUAUCCAUUCAGAUUUUGUUCAAUUCUCUGGACAGAAUUUUGGGAACGUCAGGCACCAUGGGCCAAAACUCUCCUCAAAAGCAACUUUCCGCUUUAUCUGAGAGCUCGCUGAGAAUCCAGGAGGCUGCGAGCCUCACCAGUCUAACUUGUAAAAGUGCUUUUAAAUCAAAAGAGUUGACGGCUUACCAGGGGGAACUGAAGACUCUGACUGAGCGCUACCUUCAAGCUGCAGAGGACCUCGAUGUAACGCCUAGUAUCAUGCACCUCGCAAAGCCAGAGCUCCUUCAAAGGAACCUUAUAAUUAAAAUGAAAGAGCUCUCUGGGCUUUUGAGCAAAGCAAAUACAAAUUAUGACACUCCACUCCACAGUAUGGUCAACAUUGCUCAUUUGGCAGCAGCGCAAACUAAGGAGAACAAAUCAGAAGAAGCACAGCAAAGACUUGAACAUUCCGCUAGUUUAUUUCUUGAAAAUGUAAACGAUGCCACCAAAAAAGCUGAGGAGAGCUUCAACUACAUGCGGGAUCCCCGUGAACGUGCCGACCUGCGCUCCAUCAACACCCAUCUGUCUUUUCUGAUGUCUGAUAUAAUCAGCCAGGUACGUCUCAUGGCACAGACCUGCUCGAUUAGUGACACAUUCAACCUGGAGGUGAAGAUUCAGUGCUGGUCAGCCAAAGCUCACUAUGUGGUGGAGGAGAUUAGUAAGCAAGAUAGGAUCCACCAGGAGGUAAAGGAGAACAUCAGAGCAGGUCUUCAGGGCACGACAACAGGCGGGUGUAUCCAGAAUGUCUACAUGACAUCCAAUGAAAAGAGAUAUAAAGAUACAAAUAAUGCUUCUUGGCAGACACACGAAGAUGCUGCAGAAUCAAAGAUGUCAGCGCGGAUUAAACAUGGAUCCACAAGGACAGCGAAGGAUGUUGUUUCUGGUUCCAAUGAAGCAUCUUCACUGACCUCCGGCUCCUUUUUUCUGAAGCAAGAAACUGCAAGCUGGGAUCCCACAGACAACAAGAUAGUCCAGGAGACCAGGAAGAUGGCAGACACACUGUACAACAUGACCCAGUACCUGAGGAACAGAGGCCCAUUACUGAACAAAGAGGCGUUUGUGUGUGCAGCCAAAGAUGUGAUGUCAAACUGCCAGUCGGUGACCAACUUUAUUCAAGUCAUAGCCAACCACUGCCUGGAUGCACAGUGCGCACUAGAACUGUCCCUCAUAGUGGAGCAGAUUCUCACCAUCACAAACCAGCUCAGCAUCCUUUCCAGUGUCAGUUCUGUAACACUUGGCUGUAAAGCAUCGGAUGAGAUCCUGGUGAAGAACACACAGAAUCUACUCCACACAGUCCUGAAAGGUGUCCAUGCCGUAGAGACUGCCUGCAUCACAGGUUUAAAACAGCCUGAGCCAAACUCGGAUGGAGCCGAAGCGACCACCUUGUGUUUCCAGUGGAAGAGGAACUUGGAGAUCCAUAGAGCCCAGCAAACCUCCAACCCAAAAACAGAUGAGCUGGGUCUGAGGAAGAUUUCAUUGCACUCCGUCGCACCGAGUCUUGCUUCACCAGUAUAAGAUGGCUCCAACUUGAUGCUUCAAAGGAAAGGUCACAAUAGAGUUGUACCAGAAUUUCUAUCUUGAGGGGAUAAUCCUUCACUUUGACACUUUCAGAGAGGGAAAUCAUGUUUACUAUUAUUAAUUGCGGUUGUAGUUUUGAGUCCUGUAGAAAUACAUAGCUUCAUAGUAACAAGGUGUCUUUACACGGCCCUCUUGUGUAGC